GAUAGAUUUCUUGGGCUACAGUUUUGAAAUGAUCAAGUACAGGCAGAGAAAGUAUCAUGCAAAUGACGAGCUAACUGCACGAUUAAAGCUACAGCCAGAAACUCGUGUCACUACUGGAGGGAAAGGAGAAGGCACAGCAAUGUACUUUGAAAACGACGCAGAUUACAUGUUUGUUGUUAAGCAGGUAAUGUGUACCGAUUUUCCUGUGGUAUUCAUGGGCAUUAAGAAUUUAACUUUAUUCCAAACGAGAAGAGAGCUUACGUCUCCAGGUUAUACACGACUGGAGUUACUAAAAUUUUCAGGACGAUACCGCAGGGAGGAGAUUCGGGUAUCUCUGAUUCACAGUCAGUCCGGUUCUGUUUACCUGUCAAGUGAAGCAUUUGUCACUGCACUACAAAUAACAUCGGAGAAAACAUGCAACCUUGGCGGGUUUAUAAAGGGUGCCAGAAGUGGACCGUCAACACCAAUGUCAGACAAGUACGAUAGCUAUGAUGAUGUCGUAGCGUUACCGUGUUGUUGUCCGGAUCUUCUUUCGAAGUGGUUUUCGCGUCCAAGACCCCAAAGAUGGCCACCACAAGAGGUACUGCAUGCUAUCUCAUUACUUGACGCGCAUGUCGUUCCAGUUGGAUUCAAAAGUUCUCCAGAACAAUCUCUUGAAUGGCGAGUAUGUUUUUCUCUAGCUGAAUUGCACUUAAUGCAAAUUUUAAACGAAUGUCAGAUACAGACGUACAUAUUACUAAAGAAGAUAGCAAAAUCAUGCUUACAUCCAAUUAGUAAAGACAUAACUUCAUACGUAGUCAAGAAUACAAUCUUAUGGAUCUGUGAGAAAACACCAAAUAAAUUUUUCGAAAAGAAACAUCUAUUGUACAGAUUACUAGACUCAAUCGAGUUCUUAAGGCAAUGCAUCAGAAAGAACUAUAUACCAAGUUACAUGAUAUCUGAGAGAAACCUGAUUGCUGGCAGAUUAGAUCGAUUGCAAAGACGUCAAUUGGGCCGCAUUUUAGAUGACUUAAAAAACGAACAGGGACAAUUGUUCCUCAGAAUAGGGAUGCUGCGAGACGCAUUGCUUGUAAUGUAUAAAUGUCCCAAUCUGUUCAGAGAGUACGGGGAGAAACGGGAUAUAUUGGAAAGAACAGUACUUUUGAGGAACUGGAUACGAGAGUCCGCUUGGAAACCAAAUAUGACAAAAGCAGAAAAGAUUAGAUUGGCAGAAAAACACAAGGGGUAUAAGAUAUUAGAGAGAGAAAUCGAUGACAUAUUACACGUAAACGAGGCACAGUUAGAAGAAAAAGGAUGGAUGUUCACUGAAAUAAAUGACAUCUGGAUGCAGCGACUGUACCAGCUGUUGUCGUAAACUGCCUUUUCCUUAACUAAAAUAAACUAGCAAUUUUGA
Molecule: messenger RNA, 1393 nt
Organism: Dreissena polymorpha
Lineage: Eukaryota; Metazoa; Mollusca; Bivalvia; Myida; Dreissenidae
Exons: 1
Coding region: 29-1354 (441 amino acids)
Source: RefSeq, a predicted model, not a curated record